AUGAACAACGAUGAAUACCUUAAUAAUACCAAUAAUCAAAAUGGAGACGAUAUAGAAAUUAAUACUGAAAAUCAAAAUAAUCAAUUUUAUCAAGAGGAACAAACUAUCAUAAAUAAUAAUAAUAAUAAUAAUAAUAAUAAUAAUAAUUAUAAUAAUACAAAUUUAGAUAAAAUUGAAAUGCAAGAACAAAAUAUUUCUAAUGAAAAUAUAGUUCCUUUAAUUGAUAUCAAUAGUAAUAAAAAUAAUAAUUGUAAUGAUGAUAAUAAUAAUGAUAAAACCUUAAAUGGCGAACUACAAACAGAACAACUAAAAAAAGAAAAUUAUGAAGAACAACAAUUAAUUAAAAAAGAGCAUACAGUAUUUAAUAGACAAUUAUAUAAAAAGAUAAAAACUUUAGAUGAUAAUAGAAGUAGUAAUACUGGUAUUGAUAUUCUUAAAAGAAUCGAAACAAUUCAUAGAGAAACUAAUUUAAUUUGUGGUGAAUAUAAUUUAAAAGAAAAUUAUAAUAAAAUAAAUAGAGUUAAUAUUAGUGAAAGUGAAAAUAUUGAAUUUAAUAAUAAUAAUAAUAAUAAUAAUAAUAAUAAUAAUGAUAAUAAUAAGAAAAUAAUUAAUAAUGAAAAUAGUGAUGUUAAUUGUAAAAAUGUAAAUAAUGAUGAUGAUAAUAAUAGUAAUAAUAAUAAUAAUAAUAAUAAUAGUAAUAUUAAUAGUAGCAGUAAUAAUAAUAGCUAUUACAAUUAUAAUAACCGACAGUGUAACAAUAUAAAUAAUAAUAAUAAUAAUAAUAAUAAUAAUAAUAAUAAUAAUAAUAAUAAUAAUAAUAAUAAUAAUAAUAAUAAUAAUAAUAAUUUUAAUAGUUUUGGUAACAUAAACAAUGAAAAUAAACUUAAAAGUAUUAGCACUUGUGAUAAUAGUGAUACAAUUAUUAAUAGCAAUGGCAAUAAUAAUAAUGGUAGUAAUAACAAUUAUAGUAAUAAUGACAAUAGUAACGAAAAAAAUGAUAUCGAUAAUAUAAAUAAUAAUAACAAUAAUAGUAAUGGAGGAAGCAACGGUGGUAAUAAUAAUAAUAAUAAUAAUAAUAAUUUAAAUAAUAAUAGAUACUUUAGUUGGUGGAAAUUAUUAUUUAACCUUGUAAUAAUAUUUUUUUUUAUGAUGAUAUUGGUAUCAGACUUUGGUCAACAAAAAGUUCAAUCGAAAUAUAAUAGUCAAUAUGGUUAUCAAGGUUAUCCACAUGGAUAUCAUCAUCAUUAUCAACAACAACAGCAUUAUCAACAACAGCAACACUACCAACAACAACAACAUCAACAACAACAGCAACAGCAAUACCAACAACAACAACAACAACAACAACAAUAUAAUUAUCAAUAUAGUCAAAAUUCACCAUAUAAAAAUAGUGGUGGUAAUAGUAAUAGUAAUAGUAACAGUAAUAAUAAUAAUAAUAAUAAUAAUAAUGAUCAAAAAAUACAAUUAAGUAGUAAUGAACAAUUAAUGAGUGAAAUUUCAGAAUUUAAUAGAAGGAACCCAAAUAAUAAGUAUUUUUAUCAUCAUCAUCAUCAAAAUAAUUAUGAUUUAUUCUUGGGAUUAUUGAAUCGUUAUGAAAAGAGUAAUGGUGAGGGUGAUAUUGAAGGUUCAUUAUCGUCACUGUUUUCAAUCGCUCAAAUGUCACCAUACUAUUGUAAUGCAAAGUUAAGGAUAGCUCAAUUGUUUACAUUGAAAAAAGAGUAUCAAAAUGCUGAAUCCAUGUAUUUAGAAGCUUUGGAUUGUGAAAGAUGGUUAAAAUUGGAUUAUAUCAUUGAUCUAUUGGGUUUCUAUAACUAUGUGGAACGAUAUGAGGAAUCAUUUGCUCUCUCAAAUCGUGCCUCUAUACUAUUCCCAAAUUGUACUGACUUGGUCAAAAUUAAAGAGAAAACUAAAAUACUCAUGAUAAUGUCUGAUAAUAAUCAUAAUACAAAUUAUAUCAAUUCAAAUGGAAAUAUUUUUUAUUUCUCUGGAAUUAAUUAA
Molecule: messenger RNA, 1998 nt
Organism: Dictyostelium discoideum AX4
Lineage: Eukaryota; Evosea; Eumycetozoa; Dictyosteliales; Dictyosteliaceae
Exons: 1
Coding region: 1-1998 (665 amino acids)
Source: RefSeq, a predicted model, not a curated record